Molecule: messenger RNA, 5775 nt
Organism: Nilaparvata lugens (brown planthopper)
Lineage: Eukaryota; Metazoa; Arthropoda; Insecta; Hemiptera; Delphacidae
Gene: Np
Product: serine proteinase stubble
Exons: 11
Coding region: 267-2681 (804 amino acids)
Biological process (GO): proteolysis
Molecular function (GO): serine-type endopeptidase activity
Source: RefSeq, a predicted model, not a curated record
CCUCAGUCGCACUUGCCAGUUGCAGUCGGUCCUUAGCUUCCUGGUAGUCGCAACCCAGUCGCCAGUCGUCAGCUGAUCGCGAGGACAAGUCGACAAUGGGGUCUGAGUGUUCAGUGUAUCUGCAUGCUUGUAGUACGUGAAAAAAACAACUGUCCAGGAUACGUUGACAUUGCAACCAAACGAGGCUCAACCUAACCGGCUCGCUAAUACAGAUGCUGCAACAUCUGAAGAAGCGGUAGUUGUUUUGCGUAUCACUUACGCUCAGCAUGACGACCCAACUGGUUUGGCUUGUUGCCCUGACCGCCAUUUGUAUGCCAAGUGUAACACCUUCGCCCUUCUGGAAUCCUAACGUCCUAUCUGGAGGUUCAGGACGGAACAUCAGACAUUUGCCAUGCUUGAGCAGACAGACUGGAGAGAAGGGUAUUUGUAUGUUUGCCUUCUCAUGCGCAAAAGCCAAUGGAACUCAUUUGGGCACAUGCAUAGAUCGAUUCUACUUCGGAAGCUGUUGUAAAGUGUUGACGAAUCCUUCGGCUCUAGACGUUCCAGCGGGAGUGGAGAACAAUCAGAUUCUAGAUGAGGUGACAUCUACGGAAGCAUCUUAUCAUCUGUCUACUUUUCAAACGGUUGAUAUUGGUCGAUUAAAUGAGACGACCUCGUAUCUACAGAGUUCUACAUCUAGAACAGAGCCGGAGAAGCCGGCCAGUGCUUUCAAACCCACCAAAAAACCCACAAAACCCGCUGAUAGCUUUGUGACAAAGCGGCCAUCCACAGCCUCCUAUAAACCAACCAGUCCCAGUCCCAAACCAAUCUCAUCAAGUCCCAAACCAACCUCACCCAGUCCUAAACCAACUUUCAAGCCGCAAAUCUCCACUCACAGACCAAUCUCUUCCAGUCAGCGUCCGGUAUCGACCACUGCCAAGCCUGUGACUUCUAGCUCGAAACCAAUCUCGACAAGUCAUAGGCCGAUCUCGACAACUGCCAAGCCGUUGGUGAAGCCGAUCACCUCCAGUCACAAGCCGGCUGUCAGUUUCAGGCCUUCCUCGCCAAGGCCCAAGCCACAGAAGCCCGUCUCGACGCCUGUGCCGACCAAGAAGCCUGGUUAUGUGCAACUGGUGUUGACCACUUUGUCUCCAUCGAGUCCCACCACCAUUCCACCGGCACUUGUCACCUGGACGACUGUCGAAGAGGUUCCUGCUCGUCCCGUGCCUACUGUGUCAAAUAAUAAGACUGAACCACCUCAGAGAAUAGCAGAGCCAACGACCACAACGACUACAUCCACGAUGACAACUCCUAAUUGGGUGGAAAUAUCAGUUUCCACGCAUGCGCCAACUACAUUUGAUACAUCAGAAACAAAUCCACCGACAACAAUAGCAACUACAGCUCAAUCAUCAUUGGGACCAUCAACAACAGCUGCACCACCAACAACAAUAUAUGUAACCACUCAACCACCUCAGAGACCAUCAACAGUUCAACAACCACAGCGACCAUCAACACAUCAACCACCGCAAAGGCCAUCAACACCAUCAACACAUCUACCACCACAGAGACCAUCAACACAUCAACCUCCCCAGCGACCAUCAACGCAUCAACCUCCCCAGCGACCAUCAACACCAUCAACGCAUCGACCAUCAACACCCCAGAGACCGUCAACCACACAGCCUCCCACCACAACAACAGCCAGACCUACAACAACAACAACAGUCCCCACAACUGAGAGUCCGACAACAUUUACAACAUCUGCUCCAACAACAGUUACUCCGACUACCAACUAUCCUUCGCAAACAUUCUUCACCGAAAUGUCGACUGAUGGAGUGUCGACGGACUCUAUCACCACCCUGCCUCCUUCCAAACCGACCCCUGCCAUCGAUAUCAACGAGAUCGAUACCAGCUACUUCAAUAUGACCAACUUCAGAGAUGUUUGCGGGCGAAGACUCUAUCCACAGUCAAGGAUAGUGGGUGGUGAGAAGGCCUCUUUCGGCAAAUGGCCCUGGCAGAUCUCAUUACGCCAAUGGAGAACUUCGACUUACCUUCACAAGUGUGGAGCAGCCUUACUCAGUGAAAAUUGGGCCAUAACAGCAGCUCAUUGUGUUGAAAAUGUUCCUCCGAGUGACCUACUGCUACGUCUUGGUGAGCAUGAUCUAUCAAUCGAAGAAGAGCCAUACAGCUAUAAGGAAAGACGAGUUCAGAUAGUGGCAUCACAUCCACAGUUCGACCCGCGGACUUUCGAAUACGAUUUGGCACUGUUGCGUUUCUACGAGCCAAUAGUUUUCCAGCCAAACAUAAUACCGAUCUGUGUUCCCGAGGAUGACACUAGUUUUGUGGGAUCAAAUGCUUAUGUUACUGGAUGGGGUCGUCUCUAUGAAAAUGGUCCUCUUCCAAGUGUUCUACAAGAAGUGUCAGUACCAGUCAUCAACAAUACUGUAUGUGAGACCAUGUAUAGAGCGGCUGGAUACAUAGAACAUAUUCCAGAAAUUUUCAUCUGUGCUGGUUGGAAGAAAGGAGGCUUCGAUUCUUGUGAGGGUGACUCCGGUGGUCCAAUGGUGAUCCAGAGACCAGACAGAAGAUGGGUUCUGGCGGGGGUGAUCUCGUGGGGCAUUGGCUGUGCUGAGCCCAAUCAACCCGGUGUUUACACACGAAUUUCACAAUUCAGGGAUUGGAUAAAUCAAAUCUUACAGUUCUAGCAAGCAUUUGUGCAACGUUAACCAAAUUUCGACAAGUGAUUAUCAACGAAAAAGACAAAAACAGUUCUGAAGUGGAACUUCUAAUGUGCAACGAAUAAUAUUGAACGUUUUUUAUAAUGAAUUCUGCGCAAAACUUUGACGUCACUAGGAUGAUUGUGUUAUGAGAAUCAACAGUGUAUUUUGCUAUAAUGAAGUCGGAUUAGUGAGAUGUUUCAGAGAGUGAGUGAAAGUUAUUUAUUGAAAUUGUUAUAAUAUUAAAUAUUGUGAGGUUCAAUAUUUAAAAUAAAAAUAUUCACAAAUUUUGGGAUGAUCAGAAUCACACCGAAAUAACAGACGUAGAAUACCGUAUGUUGGUAGAUAAACAAAUCAAACUUCAUCAUCAUUGGUUCAUAACGGUUUUCCAUUUUAUUCAUAGUCUCUACAAAUAACAGGAUUAAAUUUCAUGCAUUCAUGUGGUGAAAAAACGUUGAGAUUUUUUCCAAAUAUGCUCCUGUUAUGUUUGGUCAUAUUAUCAUGGCUAGUUUGAAGUUUUAAAUUGGAAUCUUUCAAAUUGAAUCAUUGUGAUACUGAUAGAUAUUUUUCAAUGAUGUUGUAUCUGACAAAAACCUGUUAACUUUAGAGGAAACUAUCUGUUAAUAUUAUUUCGUUGUUAUAACUAUGAAUUUUAUGAGAGAUAGUCAGUGAUCAAGUGGUAGUUAAUAUUCAGUUUGAGAAUAGUUUGAUUGAAGAGUUAUCAGAAACCCCAAAAAAUCAACUUUCGUGGCUCUGAUUAUUUUUGCAAUCUAAAGCAUAUGUCAUAUGGAAGUACAAGUGCGGAUUCCCUUUGUAAAAAGAACUCGCUUCCAUCAUUACUACAAGGACAUACAAUAAACUACUUUUUGAACAAUUUUCAGAUUAAUUUCAUUGUAUGUAAAGACAGGCAUAUCUGUUGAAUAUGCUGUUGUAUAAAAUGUGAUUGGUUCAUAACCACGUCUAAAAAAAAUAUUAACAGCAUGUAUUCUCAAAAUAUUUGAAAGAGAAUAACCAAUAAUUUUGGGAUUUCAAUUGAAAUUGGCUUUCUUACAACGAACAUUAGGUACUUUUUAUUAAGGUACUACAUUGUUGUCACACUAUUUAUUGUUACUCUCUCAUCAAAUCGGUUAUAAGCUGAUUUUUUUGGCUUGCUUGAUCAAAUUUCGAUGAUCAAGAUAAGCUAUAUAUUAUAUUGAACAAUCAAGUAGGUUUUAUCAUCUUUGUGUAUAGAAGUUUUUCGAAGUAAAUCUGUUUGAUACAGGAAUUAUUUGAGAAUAAAUUUCACGAUGGGAGAAGACUGUCAGGGAAUAGUUCAAAUUCAAGUUAAAAAUUAACAUUGCAACAUACAUAUUUGGUCACUAUAAUACUACUUUUCUAUAUUUUUCUCUAUCUUUUAUACCACCCUCUUCUUAAUUUUCAAUACGAAUAUCUUCCUCCGUACCUGUAGUCUAAUUUAUAUAGAAGUGGUACGGUACAUAUUAUAUAUUCUAUAAGGAAUUGAUUGAUUUAUUUAAUUUCUUUGUCAGGUCUGAAGAGACCUAUGGUAAACAUCAAAUUACAGAAAUACAUUGCAAACUCAAAUCACAUAGAUAAAGAAAAAAAAUAUAUAAAUAAAAUUGACCCAUUAAGGAAUUGACCCAUACGUCGUUCAAAUUGAAGAUUAAAUUAUUCAAAUGGCAUUAGAAACACAAAAUCCCUUCAAAAUGGGUGUUUUUUUUUUAGUUUCUUUUAAGAAUCAAUCUCUUAGAAGAAAGACUCUAACUGGUUCAUAAGAGUACUAUUGAAGGUUUUUACAAAUUAUUUAAAACUUCUUAUGAGUUUCUACAAACGUUUUUGUGAGUUUGUAACUGAAAUCUUAUUUAAAACAUUUAAAAAAAGUAAAGUAAUGAAGAUGUACUCUAGAAGUUCUCUUCGCAUCCUGAGACUACUGCAGGUGACUCAUGGAAGUAGAGUAAAAUAAGAGAUUUAAGUGAGGUAGUUCUGAAUUUUAUUAUUUUUAUGUUAUAUUUAAAACAUUUAUGUAUUUUACUAACUUUUAUCACUGCCUAAAAUGUUGACAGCGAAUUGUAACGGACUCUCUAGAUUUUAAGGGCAAUCUACCACUAAGCUCUGUUCUCAACAAUAUUAUUAUUGAAGCAAGAGUAUCGAAAUCUUUGUUGUAGCCAAACUUCUAAUGGAAGUAAUUUUUAAUAAUGGUUUUUUUCUGACUUAUAAUAGGAUAGGGAAAUUUCAGUGGAGGGAAUUUUUGCAUGGUAAAAUUUCCAUAAUCCACACAGUUCUGUAAACAAGCUUCACCCAUUGUUGAUAGGACUUUGUUCCUCAUACAAUAUAGCCUACUUGGAGGAAUCUGAUCUAAAGAAAUUCUUGCAUGAAAAAUCAUUUUUUGGGGAUAUUUCUUUUGGAUUCAAAAUUUUGCUUCAUGUUAUGAAGGAUGUCAAAAUCUCCCAAUUUCAAUGCACGAUUAUAAAACUUUUAAAAUAUAUCUAGCUUAGGCCUACAUCUCUACAAUAAUUGAUAAGUUCCAUGUUUUAUUAACUUCAAACGUGUUGAUAAAAAAUCUCCUAUCAAUUUUUGGAACAAUAUUUUUUUCUUCAUAUGUUAGUUUAGAAGGUAUGUUUCUCUAAGUAGCUAGACUUAAAAUGUUAAGGUUAUUAUAUUUUUUGUUACUAACUUUGAAUCACUAUGUGGAGAGAACAGUCAACUGAUUUACUAUUUUUAUCAAGAACGGAUCAGCUAUCCAAUUAUCACUAAGUGAUGAAUGUGUUUUUUAGGCUGAUUCUUUAGUUCAACCAAAUGACGAUAUUAUUAAUAAUACUGAACUUUCUCAUUGUUGACUAUGUUUAGAAUCUAAGGUGUUUCACCAUUAUUGAUUAUAAUGUUUUAUAAUUAUUUCUAUGUGAUAUGUUAAUUAUUUAUUUUAUGUUAUACAUAAUGAAGCGCUUUCAAUGUAAAUAUUUGUAAUUGUUAUAAUUAUAUUUAUUGGUUGUAUCUCAAGGUUUCCCGAAAGAUGUCUGAUUCUAUUUCAAUUGAGAAUGAAUGAAAAUACAAAAAAAUAUAUAUAUUUAUCCAAGAAACAAAAUCA